Messenger RNA from Seriola aureovittata, 2043 nucleotides. RefSeq names its product coiled-coil domain-containing protein 148-like. NCBI's taxonomy places the organism in Eukaryota, Metazoa, Chordata, Actinopteri, Carangiformes, Carangidae. The transcript has 15 exons. The coding region runs from base 151 to 2031 and encodes 626 amino acids. The record is from RefSeq and is a predicted model, not a curated record.
AGCGGGGGUGUUCAAGAGGAGGUUCGCAUCGUUGAAUUAACCAAUAAGAGAAGAGAUGAUAGUUUCCUUGGUUACAAAUUUUGUCAACCCAUACACUGUACAGAGAAGGAUAGCACAAGGCACUACAGUGCAUGAAAGCAGAGCGCUAUAAUGAUGAGUGAAAGAGAUGUGCAUAUGUUCAUCACACACUACAGAGCAGAAGAUGUGGAAAAACUGACACUGCGGAUGAAAAAUGGUCUCUGCAGCUCAAAGUACAAACCGGGUGAAUAUAAAAGACUACAAGCUAUUGUUGAUGCCCAACGUCUGGAAUCUGAUCUAAUUGGACAAAAGGUACAGAAGACUCACUGUGCAGCCAAGGCAACCAAGGAGAGCUCCAUUUUACGGCAGCACAGACAGGUGUGGAGCAGAGAGUGCCCCAGGCUGCAAAAGGCUGAGGAGAAGGCUGAGAGUGACAUCUGUGAUUUUCUGGAGCAGAUCAGGCCGAAUAGUAGAACAGACACUGCCAUCUUCUCACUUCAAGAUUAUGAGCUGUUCCUUAAGAGGGAGCGGCAGGCUUUCAGGAUAGCUACUGUUGAGCCUGUUCAUCAGCUAAGGCAUGACCUGUGCUUCAGACUGGGUGAAGUACAACAUCAGAAGCUCACUGCCCAUCCAUCAAGCUGGAAACAAGUAAUACAACAGAUACACUUUGUAAAAGACCAGCAAGAUGGCAUUACUGCAAAACUUCAUGCAGAGUUCCUAGCAUUGGAGGAGGAGAUUUUGGGCCUUGGCUUGGAGAAAUAUCUUACUAGUACUUCGGAUAAUCUGGUGAACAUUGAAAAUAUUCCAGAGGAGGUUUUGAAUUCAGACUGCCCUUACCCAGAGCUGAUGGACUCCCUGAUCCAGGCCUUCCACUCCCUGUCAGACAGAUACCAGAGCAGGCUGCAGUGUCUUCAAGAACAACUGCAAAGAACUGACAGGUUCUGUGGCUGGUAUCCAGAUGACCACCUACGCUUCCAGUUUACAUUGUUUGAGUACACCCAUGACAUACCCAACCACAGAGCACUCUUCAUGGACAUGCUGCAAAGACUCUUCCCUGAGAAAACUAGACAAGAGCUGAUGGAGCAUGAACGUGUGUGGGACUGGGAGCGCUUCACCCAGGUACAGUUGAGCGUAGUGACCCAGCAGUGGCAACGGGACCAGGAAGAGCUACUGGCCAGAGCCCUGGUCACAUUACAAGAGGCAAGACAUACCCACCGGGAGGAGCUGGAGCUCCACAGAGACCGCCAGAACCAGCAGGACAUCUGCUUGCGGCUCAGAGAGAAGCUGCAGCGGUGGCGGGCCCAGCAGGAGGAGGUGGCGAAGCUGGAGGCAGCUAUAGCUGCUAGACAACAAGCGGAGGAAGAGGUGAGGUUAAAGAGGGAGCAGGAGAGGGAGACCACCAUCAGGUCACAGCAGAAAGAAAAGGUCAGGCAGUUUUAUUUAAAGCAGCAGAAGAGGAGGGAUGUGCUGGAGCAGAGAGAUCAAGAGAGACUUGCUUAUCUGAGGAGCGUCAUGGAAGAACAGGAAAGGAGAGACAAGAAGAGGGUGCAGUUUAGGGCAGAUAUGUUGCAGCGGCGCAGGGAAGAGAGAGAGGCGCGGGAGCUUGAGCAUCAGAGAGAAGAAGAAGAGAAACUGAAUCGUCUGGAAGCUCUCAGAAAGCAGGUUGGGGUGGUGGCAGUGGCAGACCCAGAGAGGAUGAUGGCAGAUACAGAGGCUUGGAGGAGUCGACACUUGAAUGUAAAGGAGUCUGAGCUCCAAAGGCCUCUCUACAGUAUUAACACAUACACAGACACACAGGUGAGAUUGUGUCUGAUCCAAGAGUGCGGGUUGAGCAGGCACUGCGGGAGGCUGGUCUGCACCACAGCCAAUAUGCCAAAGAGGUUCUGUCUGUCAUCAAACCCCCCAAACCACCUCGACGAGACACAAAAUCCAUACUCAAAUUCUGACCAAGGGCUUGUUGGGGUCAUAUUAUCAAGUCAAACUAACCAUUUUUCGGGUAUUAAGAUUAUAUGAUUGUAAAUACAU